Molecule: messenger RNA, 2500 nt
Organism: Alternaria alternata
Lineage: Eukaryota; Fungi; Ascomycota; Dothideomycetes; Pleosporales; Pleosporaceae
Product: FAD/NAD(P)-binding domain-containing protein
Exons: 3
Coding region: 478-2241 (587 amino acids)
Molecular function (GO): NADP binding; N,N-dimethylaniline monooxygenase activity; flavin adenine dinucleotide binding
Source: RefSeq, a predicted model, not a curated record
CGCGACCCCUCAGUAGAUGCGCACCCUCGAUGCCCACCAUGGCGCAUCGAAGUGUCACCGUAGUCAUGAAUCUCGGCCUGGCUAACCCUGGGAUGCAGCCACAUUGCGCGCGAACUUAGGGGCUGUCUCGUACUGGCCACGGCACCUGCGAACAGGCCUAUUGUAUCCCGCAUGACAGCAACCAACCGGCGUGCAAGGAGAUGUACAGUGUAUGAAGACACCCGAGGCGCGGCUAAACACUGCAGAGAUGUUGGAUUGCCACGACAUGGUGGUGCGACCGCAUAGCCUCUUUGUUUAUGUUGACGGUGCUGCGUCUUUAAACCUCAUCUGCUGGAUUUGAGGCUCCAUCUCCGUAGACCACUCGCGCUUUGUUCUCUUCCCUAAUUAUAUCACUCCAUGCAACCACGGGUACCCCCUACGAUAGAUCCAGAAGCUUGCCGGCCAGUUUCACCAAUCGCGACAAUGGGGGGUUCUGAGAUGCCAAACGGCCUCAACACCAAUGGCUACGGUCACAACUACGACUACCCGCCAUCGCACAUUGACGGGCCCUACAGAAUCCUCGAUCAAUAUCAUUCUAAGCCGGCCAAGCUGCGGGUAGCAUGUGUCGGCGCGGGUGCAUCAGGGCUCUGUCUAGCCUACAAGAUGGAGAAGAUGCUCGAGCCUGGAUCUUGGGAGCUGACGCUGUACGAGAAGAAUGCGCAGUUUGGCGGAACUUGGUAUGAGAAUACGUAUCCAGGUGUUGCGUGUGAUAUCCCAUCGCAUGAUUAUAACUUUACUUGGGACCCGAAGCCCGAUUGGUCGACGUUCUUUGCAUCGGGCAAGGAGAUUCAGGGAUACUUUGAAGACUUUGCGGAGAGACAUGGAAGCAAAAAAUAUAUGCAGUUGAAUAGCCGCAUUGAGCAAGCAAAUUGGAACGACGAAGAUGGUUGUUAUAGCCUCACCAUAAGAAAUCCGAAGACUGGUUCGAUGAGGAAGGACUGGGCGCACGUCCUGGUGAACGGCUCAGGUAUCCUGAACAACUGGAAGUGGCCGGAUAUCGAGGGCCUACAUGACUUCAAGGGUCCCGUUCUACACUCUGCAUGCUGGGACCACAGCGUCGACUUCACAAACAAAACCGCGGCCGUCAUCGGUGUUGGUUCGACGAGCGUGCAGAUCGUACCUUCACUCCAAAAGAUUGUGAAAGGGCUAGAAGUCUACAUGCGGAGUCCGACGUGGAUAUCGCCCCCUUUUGGUGCUGGCGCACUCAACGAUGAUCUACAAAAAGGACAAGACGUCGACCCAGGACAAAGGCAGUAUACCUUUACCGAAGCGGAUAUCAAAAAGUUCAAGGAAGACCCCGAGUACCACCUGGAAUUCCGAAAGAAGAUCGAAGCAGAGAUCAACAGCUUAUUCGGAAUGUACCAGCAGAACUCUGAACUUCAAAAUCAGUUCAAGGAUGUCAUUACCAAGGAGAUGCAUCGUCGCAUGGGCCCUGGCCACGAGAAGCUCAAAGAAUUCAUCAUUCCCAAAUGGUCUGUUGGCUGCCGGCGCAUCUCGCCUGGCGACGGUUUCCUCGAAGCUCUAGUGCAAGACAAUGUGACACCAGUCUUCGACGACAUCGAACGCGUAGUGCCUGAAGGUAUCAAGACGCGCGACGGAAAGAUUCACAAACUUGACGCUAUCGUCUGCGCGACGGGUUUCCAGGUCGCCUUUCAACCUGCCUUUACCGUCCGCAACGGCUCCAACGUAUCCAUCAAGGAAGACUGGACCAAUGGUCCUAACCUCUACAUGGGUGUAUCCGCACCGCGCUUCCCGAACUUCUAUACCAUUGUUGGCCCCGGUGCGACCUGGAGUAACGGUACGCUCAUACCGAGUAUUGAGACAACGGUCGAGUAUAGCAUCAAGUGCAUGAAGAAGAUGCAGACUGAAGGGAUUAAAGCUAUGAGCGUAAAGCAGGACGCUCUAGAUGAGAUAUAUGCGCAUUUCGACGAAUUCCACAAGACAACUGUGUGGCAAGAAGAAUGCAGGAGUUGGUUCAAGAAUGGGCAGAUCAAGAAUAGGAUUUACCUGUGGCCUGGCGCUACUAUACAUUUCCUCAAAUCUAUCAAGACACCACGCUGGGAAGACUACGACUACGUAUACCGGUACAAGAACCGAUUUGCUUUCCUGGGCAAUGGCGACGUGAAGGCGACGAAAAUGAGGGACAUGCACGGUUUGAGUCCGUAUAUUCGGAACUACGACCACGAGUGGGAUGUUGACUGAGCUGCUGGGAAGGAGACAUGCGACACGUUUCUUUGAUUCUUUUGUGGUGGGCUGGUGGCUGGGGCUGAGAAGACACGUCUCGAUGGAUCAGGCGUCCCGUCGGUUAUUGGAGCUAGUUCUGGGCCUUGGUUUCGGGCUGUUUCUUUUCGAUUGGCAUCCGAGCGUGCUGGGCGUUUUCCAUCAGCGUUCACAGCUUAGCUAUUUGACGAACUACUUCCCUUGAACUCUUAUUGCAUUGCUCAUACAUCCGUUGCCGGGC